ACAAGACAGGCCGGCGUGGGUGUUGGUCAGAGGGGGAUUUCACGAAGAAAAUGGAGCCCAGGAUCAGACAAGCAGUGACAGCAAGGCCGCAGCGAUACAGCCCAGCGUUCUUCAGGACUGUGGUUGGAUGGGCGGCUGAGGUUCGGGCUCCAAUGGGCGAGGCCAUUGAUUGGGGGGAGGAGAGGAAUCGAGGGAAGGCAGCGAGCGAGAAAACAGGAGGGAAACCAGAAAGGCCUCGAGACAACGGAGGCUGCAGAGCUGUAGGGGUUAGUUCGUGGGCGUUGGCGGGAGGAAAAUGCGGGAGGAGAGGAGGACGAGCAAUGGUGGUGAUGGUGAUGGUGGUGGUGGUGAUAUGGUGUGGUGAUGAUGAUGAUGAUGAUGAUGGUGGUGGUGGUGGUGGUAGUGGUGGUAGUGGUGGUAGUGGUGGUGGUGGGUGGAGUGAGUGGCGGAGAUCGCAGCAGUCGAACGGCGGGAGAGGAUCGAUCACGGCUGGUGGAGCUGGCGUAACAAAGUAACUUAACAAAGCUUGGAUUUCUUCACUGGAAGGGAGAUCGCCGCUGUUAUUGGAGAAUCUGCUACUAGUGAUCUCGGGCUGGGGAAAAAAAGAAUAAAGGAAAAUAAUUAUUGUAUGUUUCUAGUAACUAUAGGAUGUAGUAGAUAUAUA
Molecule: messenger RNA, 664 nt
Organism: Blastomyces gilchristii SLH14081
Lineage: Eukaryota; Fungi; Ascomycota; Eurotiomycetes; Onygenales; Ajellomycetaceae
Exons: 2
Coding region: 51-515 (154 amino acids)
Source: RefSeq, a predicted model, not a curated record